This is a messenger RNA of Parnassius apollo (apollo), 294 nucleotides long. NCBI's taxonomy places the organism in Eukaryota, Metazoa, Arthropoda, Insecta, Lepidoptera, Papilionidae. The record is from the annotation of a GenBank genome assembly.
AUGCGGCGCGUACGCGAGCGCGAACACAGAGUUCCGCACGUCACUUUCUUAUCGAUACGUACGAAGUACGCGACCGCACCACGCGAGCCCGCCUCGCUAACUGAGCCGCGAGCACUCACCGCCACGUUAUCACCGCUCAUGAUAAUAUUCACUACCAGCACCUACCGUCUUAAUGCAUUCCUUCUGACCACAAUGUUUACGCAUGCCGUGCCCUGGCAAACACGCCGAUCUACUCACUAUAGUUCACAGUUCGAACUGCGAACUACCAAACUCAGCAAAGCAAAACAACAGUGA